AUGAAGAGAGCAAGGAUAGCGAGCCGAUUGCUGGCUUCCGCGCCGAGGGCUGCCCGGAUAUCAAGAACGACACAUCAGCUGCCGCUAUGCACGAGAAGGCAUGCCAGCACAACAUCCGAGCAAGAUGAAGCCAAUUCGGGGAGCGAUAUCUACGAGCAAACCUCUGCAGAUACCUCCCUGCAACGGUCUGCUAGACACGUGCCGCUACCAUCACCACCACCCCAUAAAGCCAAAUCUUCUGCAAAGUUAGCUGCAUUACAUGCACGUCUUUCACUGUCUCCCAAGAUACCAGUCGAGACCCUUGCGCGGGCCUUGGUCGAUUCCUCUGCCGAUGCGCAUUCGAAAUACAACAACACCAACCUAGCCUACAUUGGUGCCACCCUCCUAAACAACCAUGCCUCCGAGCACCUCAUUACACGAUACCCCCGUCUGCCCAUGUCAAUUCUGUUUGCAGCAAUGAAGGGCUACGUCGGACCGGCUGUUUUGCACCAAGUUGCGCGCGCUUGGGGUGUUGAAACGGCUGCCGCACCCGGUGAGGAGGUGGACCCGGGUCUGUUGCAAUUCGACUCCCAACAACCCACCACCUUGAUGACCAGAUGGGGCUACGUUCGCGCCGAAAGCGCAGAGAUCCAGCGAUUCAAGUGGAGGAGAGGUGUGAGCAGUCGGGUCAUGUACGACGAUGCCUUUGGUGAGAUGAUACCGGGACAGCGAUCGGUGACAGACAGGGGCAGCGAAUUCUUGGCGGAGAAUGAGCGCAACACCAAGGACAUGAUCGUCCAGGACUUUCCUCAACAUGCCCAUGCCAACUUUGUAAGGGCGCUUGUCGGUGCUGUAAACUUGCACUGCGGUCGAGACGCUGCCAAGAACUUCAUCAAGUCGCAUUUCUUGUCGCGGAAGCUUGACCUGGCAAAUCUCUUUGAAUUCAAGUUGCCCACUCGGGAACUUGCCCGACUUUGUGCGAGAGAAGACUUUGAGCCACCAGUGGCAAGGCUGGAAAGCGAGACCGGUAGGCUCAGCAGGACACCAGUAUAUGUCGUGGGCAUCUACAGCGGCAAUGACAAAUUGGGCGAGGGUGCUGGGUCAGAUCUGGACUCUGCACGUGUAGCGGCAGCCAUCAAUGCGCUGAAGGCCUGGUAUCUGUACAGCCCGGGAGAGGUUGGUGUGCCCAGUGACACGCUUGCAGAAGAUGCAGGGCCGUGGAAGCCGGCAUACGUGGAUAUUGGAGAGAUCAUCUCCUAA
Molecule: messenger RNA, 1239 nt
Organism: Pestalotiopsis fici W106-1
Lineage: Eukaryota; Fungi; Ascomycota; Sordariomycetes; Amphisphaeriales; Sporocadaceae
Exons: 1
Coding region: 1-1239 (412 amino acids)
Biological process (GO): rRNA processing; primary miRNA processing; regulation of gene expression
Cellular component (GO): nucleus
Molecular function (GO): double-stranded RNA binding; ribonuclease III activity
Source: RefSeq, a predicted model, not a curated record